Molecule: messenger RNA, 2583 nt
Organism: Arvicanthis niloticus (Nile rat)
Lineage: Eukaryota; Metazoa; Chordata; Mammalia; Rodentia; Muridae
Gene: Prph2
Product: peripherin 2
Biological process (GO): visual perception
Cellular component (GO): plasma membrane
Source: RefSeq, a predicted model, not a curated record
GCGUUUGGACGUCACUCCUUGGCUGGGAAGGACUCUGCAGGUACGGCGGCCUAGAUUAGCUCCGGCUACCGUUACUGAGUUAACGGGGAUCCCAGGCUAGGGAGACCCCAAAAUGGGCAAGUCCCUGCAGUUUGGGCCCAUGGUGCUCUUCCCAAGACUAUGAGUGGUCCAAUCCCUGAGCUCAUUCGGGUUAGGAGUGGAAACUGAACUGCGGGGAGGCCGCUGACCCCACUCGGUAAGCAUGGCGCUGCUCAAAGUCAAGUUUGACCAGAAGAAGCGGGUCAAGUUGGCCCAGGGGCUCUGGCUUAUGAACUGGCUGUCCGUGUUGGCCGGCAUCAUCCUUUUCAGCCUGGGGCUGUUCCUGAAGAUUGAACUCCGCAAAAGGAGUGACGUGAUGAAUAAUUCCGAGAGCCACUUUGUGCCCAACUCCCUGAUAGGGGUGGGGGUCCUGUCAUGCGUCUUCAACUCUCUGGCUGGGAAGAUCUGCUAUGAUGCCCUGGACCCUGCCAAGUACGCCAAGUGGAAGCCCUGGCUGAAGCCGUACCUGGCUGUCUGUGUCUUCUUUAACGUCAUGCUCUUCCUCGUGGCUCUCUGCUGCUUCCUGCUGCGGGGCUCCCUGGAGAGCACCCUAGCUGACGGGCUCAAGAAUGGGAUGAAGUACUAUCGGGACACCGACACCCCAGGCCGGUGCUUCAUGAAAAAGACCAUCGACAUGCUGCAGAUCGAGUUCAGGUGCUGCGGGAACAACGGCUUCCGGGACUGGUUUGAGAUUCAGUGGAUCAGCAAUCGCUACCUGGACUUUUCCUCCAAGGAGGUCAAAGAUCGCAUCAAGAGCAAUGUGGAUGGGCGGUACCUGGUGGAUGGUGUUCCUUUCAGCUGCUGCAACCCCAGCUCACCACGGCCCUGUAUCCAGUACCAGGUCACCAACAACUCAGCGCACUACAGCUAUGACCACCAGACUGAGGAGCUCAACCUCUGGCUGAGGGGCUGCAGGGCCGCCCUGCUGAAUUACUACAGCAGUCUCAUGAACUCCAUGGGUUUUGUCACACUUCUCGUCUGGCUCUUUGAGGUGAGCAUCACUGCCGGACUCCGCUACCUCCACACAGCACUGGAGAGUGUGUCCAACCCGGAGGACCCUGAGUGUGAGAGUGAGGGCUGGCUGCUGGAGAAGAGCGUGUCGGAGACCUGGAAGGCCUUUCUGGAGAGCUUUAAAAAGCUGGGCAAGAGCAAUCAGGUGGAGGCUGAAGGUGCAGAUGCAGGCUAGGCCCCAGAGGCUGGCUGAUGGCCUGGGGCCUCUCUCCUCCUCAUUACUUAGUGGACUCCAGGGAAUGUGGAUACCCCCUUGUCCAGCUGAAAGUCCAAAUUUCCCAAGAAAGCUGGUCACCUACUGACUCUCCUUGACGCAGGCCUUGAAGUUCAAGGUCCUUAGGGCUACACACAUUUGUGAGACAGCUGCCUCCAAAUGCGAGUGACUGACUGCUCCCCGUGGAUGCCCAGUCUCCCAGGACUGGCCAGUCCAGGGCUCUGUCCAAGUGUGAGUCCAGUUCUCACAUAGGUGACUGGCCACACCAAGGGCCUCUCCCCUCCUCAGUAGCAUCUGCUUCUUUUAAGCUCCGAGUUCUGCAUCCAAACCAUCACUUGACACAUAAAAGCAAGGUGAAAAAACAAAACUCUAAGAGCCUUGUUGUCUUUUCCUUAAUGAUAGGGUUAACAGGCUGUCACCGUUUGCUUAAUGUUACACAAUGGGGGAGAAACAAUGAUAUUUUUUUCAGAGUAAUGGACUCCCCCAGAGGAUUACCUCCACAUAGAAACUCACAGAUGGUACAGGAAGUGAAAACUUUUCUUUACUAAAACCCAGCGAGAGCCCCAUGCCUGCCCCUGCCCAGACUCAGUCCCUUGCUCUGCAUCCCUCCACUCACAAGUGCUGGGUGAGCCGCUGCCUGUGAAAGCCCUAGUUGAGUCUGCUGUCCUUGUGUGGGAGAGAAGUGACGAUCAGUUAAGAGUCUGCCACUUGGGGACCAGGCCUUACCUCCUGGUGGGCUUGGGGACAUGGUCUCAGAUGGUCAUAGCAGUCCUAGUGGACUGCACAGUGCAGAGGAGGGCAAGGACAUCUGGGAGCUUGUGUUUUUCCUCCCACAAAGCACUAUGGGAAUGCUCCUGUAUCAAGGAAGAUUCUGGAGGACUGCCUAUCUUUCUGAACUAGCGUGUGGGAAUUUGCUGUUUCUUCUGGGAAUGACAGACAAGCUCUCAGGGGAAGCAAAAUAUGAUUUUGGUGGCAUCCAGAUUACGAUUCCCAGAUCACCACAGGGCUCAGCUGUGUGGCUCUAAGUCUCUCAGGGGGAAGAGCAGAUUAGAUAUGCUGGUACACCCAGUGAACUGUGGCCCCAGCGUUGUUUAGUGUCCUGAGUCUCUUGGAGCAAGGACUGGUCCAGAUGCUGAGCCAGGCGUAGUGGUGGGGACCCUCAGAGUCCUGCUGUCACCUCUCAGGAGGGCUGAGACCAUGGUGGAAGGUACUCUACACCCAAUUCUAACUAUGUUGUCAACAAUCGUAUUAAGAGAUAUUAAAACUAUAUUGUCUGAAAA